AUGGACCCGAGAGGCGGAGUCGGUGCGUCGAGAGCCGCGGGCGAUAUUCCCGAUCUGAGCCUGCGGGCUCUGCGAAAGCUCAUUGUGAGCUGCGCGGUGAGCCGGCUACAGUCGACUAACCGUGGUGUAAAUGUUGUAGGUUGCUCAGGAUUUCGUUGUAAUCUCCCAAAUUUGAUUACUUUUAUCGUUUUAUGCUUUUUUAUGAACUGUGUUUUCAAACUCUCGUUUUCUAUAAAUUACGCAAUAACUCUAGUAUGAAUCCAUUUCUUUCAGCUCCCUUCCCCUCAGGCCAUUCCAGGCCGCUGCCUUCAACUCCACAAUGGUUCGAGCCAUGUGGUUUCACCUUGACUUAAAGCUUUUAGCGAUGGCAAUGUUGAUGAUGCUACCCCAUUCCGACGGCUUCUUUGAUGGGGGAGGAUGUUGUGGAUGUGGCUGCUGUUGUUGUAAGCCCUCAUUCCCCGACCCGCCACCUAUUAUUCUUCAACCACCAGCGCCUAAAUGUUAGUUUGUGCUUCGCAGUGGCCAAUUCUAUUCGAUUCGAUGUAAGAACAGAGUAGAAUUGGUCACUACAAGAAUAGAUUCUUUCUUAUAGUAAAGUUAAUUAAAGCUGCAACGUUUCUGCAAUCAUGCUCAAUUAAUUUCAGGUUGUUGCGACCAGCCCUGCCUCCCAGACGCGCGACCAGUUGGACCCGCACCCCCUUGCCGACGUCGAACCAUGACAAUGUGUCAAUGCCAAGUCACCUCUCGACCCUGCUGUUGCGGUUGCUGUUCACCCUGUUGUUGUCAACCCUGCUGUUGUCAGCAGUGUUGUUGUCAGCCCUGUUGCUGUUGUCGCCCCUGCUGUUGCUGUCAGCCCUGCUGUUGCCAACAAUGUUGCUGCCAGCCGUGUUGUUGUUGCCAGCCCUGCUGCUGUCAGCAAUGUUGCUGUCAGCCGUGCUGUUGUUGCGAGCCUUGCUGCUGCUGUAUCAUGUGCUGCUCUCCCUGCUGCUGCAAUGGCUGCGACGGUGGGUUUAGACUGCGGCGACGCAAACGCUCGGCUCCAACUACGUUCAGAGCCGCUCGUCAUGGCCGGGAUUACUAUGUUCUCCCCUUGGUUCACCCACUGGAUCCUCACGCUCAGCCGCAUCACCAUCACAAGAAGGGAAAGAAGAAGGAUCAUCAUUUCUUCCAUCAUCAUCACCAUCAUCACUACUUCCACGGAUUCCCUGAGGGCCAAGAGUGCAAAUGUGUUUGUCCAGAGAAUCCUUCGGGUGGAUUUGGAAGUGCCGGAACAGCAAGUACCAAUUCAAACACCGCUUAUGGCCCAGCCUCUCCAAACUACGGAACAAACACACAAAAUCCAACGUUCACGACAAGUGAAAGCACCGCUACAAAUUGUGGGAGCUGUCAAAAUUGCAACUGCGCCAACGGACCCAGCUGUCUUAACAGUCCUAACUAUCAAUUCGGCUCAAGCUCAACACAAAACCCCUUCAACACUGGUACGAAUUCCAAUGCAUUUACCGGUGCGGGCAAUCAAAACGGCUAUGCCACUCCUAAUGGACCUUGUGCUUGUGAUCCGGCUACUUUCACCUCGGCGCAAAGCCCUUGUCAAGCAUGUCCUUGCGGUCAAACUCCUGGGUUUAACCCGACAAACGCUGGAUUCGGCUCCGGCUCUCAGACAAACGCAUAUGGCACAGGCAACGGAUAUGGCUCCAACUAUGGCCAAGAUGCUCAACCAUGCCCAUUACCGGACCCAUUGCCUUGUAACUGUGAGAAUGUGAAUAUGAAUAACCUCAACAAUCCUGCAGGUGCACCCAUGAAUCCCUCGAUGGGCACAACGCCGAAUAACGGAGUUGGUGGAGGACUCAACGCGUUCAUGAAUUUCGCCAACAGCUUUGGAGGAUUUGGCUCGAGUAUGGGCAAUCAAAAUCCCCAGAACAUGGGAACACAAAAUCCUCAGACAUCAGCCGCCCCACAAGCUGCCGAUGGAGAUAACGAACCGUCCCCGGAAGACUGUCAAUACGUUGAGAAUGCGAUGAGGUGGCUAAACCAGCAGCAAAACCGGGAGACGCAGCCUCCUGGCCAACAACCCAAUCCCGGUUGUAAUUGUGGCUUCAACAACUAUGGGGCAAAUUACGGGCAAAACUUCCCGGGAUUCAACGGAAACCCUCGAGAUUUCCAAGGAUACGGCUCGAAUUACAACGGAUACCAGCCGAGUCCGGAAAGCAUGUACGGCGGAAACUAUGCACAACAACAGGCGGGACCCUACGGUUUCUUCCAACAUCUUUUCAAUCGGAAAAAACGAGAGAAUCCAACGUUUUCGGACAAGAUCUUCGACUUUUUUUUCCCAUUACAAGAUGAUUUUGAGCAAUUCCACCGAGAUUAUCAACGGGACUUCAUCAACGACAAUAAGGUUAAUCCGGAGCGGACAGAACGGCCUAGAAGGUGUUGCGAUUGUUGCUGUUAUUUGUGCUGUAAUUCCAAGCGAGAGGCGCCAACUCCACAAAAGGAUGAGAAAGGUGGGGGUUUUGAAUGAAACAACGCAUACUGCAGCGGAUCUGUGUUUAAACGGGUGAAAUUUCAAGGAGUUGACAGUUUAGACAAACCUUGACAAAGCUUGAGUUAAAUUUUGAAGAGAGAUGUAAGUAUGAAAGCCCUAGAGCCUUCAGAAGUUCAAAUAAACUACUCUACAGUGGCGGACCUGAUCCAGUGGCAAAAAAGUAUCAUUUUGCAUCCGGGAAGUAUCAAAAAACGCAACAAAAUACCUCCAUCUCCAAGUGAAAAGAAACUCCGAUUUCAAAAGCGCGUUUUUGUGAGGGAUAAGGCGCGACCUUCAAAACGCAGUUUUUUCACCUGGAGAGGGAGGCAUUUAGACACAUUUUUGAUACUUCCCAGAUGCCAAAUGAUACGUUUUUUGCCGCUGGAUCAGGUCCGCCACUGUAGAGUAGCUUAGUUCUAUUUCUGAAGACUCUACGGCUUUCAGACUUACACCUCUCUUCAAAACGAACCCAAACUUUAGCAAGGUUUGGCUAAACCGCCAACUCCUUGAAAGUUCACCCGUUUAAACCUUGUAUGACAACGAAACAGCUCAAACUAUAUUUCCUUUCCAGUACAACCACAGAACACGCCACCUCCAGAGCAUAUGCGACCUAGCCGACCAAUAUUCGAGACCCCUCAUGACACUCUUUACCGAGCACCUCAUAAAAUCAUACCAGACACCGAGCCACUUCCGAUAAAUCCUCCGCCAGAGUACGUGAAUCAUCUACAACCGCCGCCAAUGCUCGUGAAUCACCUAAAUCCCCCUCACAUUGAGAUCGCGCAUCCUCCACGGAUAUUACAGCCGCCUGUGGAGACACCGUAUCCGCAUCAGUUGAGGUUCAACUUGAAAAAACGGAAAAGGUAA
Messenger RNA from Bursaphelenchus xylophilus (pine wood nematode), 3382 nucleotides. NCBI's taxonomy places the organism in Eukaryota, Metazoa, Nematoda, Chromadorea, Rhabditida, Aphelenchoididae. The record is from the annotation of a GenBank genome assembly.